Molecule: messenger RNA, 2013 nt
Organism: Alternaria alternata
Lineage: Eukaryota; Fungi; Ascomycota; Dothideomycetes; Pleosporales; Pleosporaceae
Product: FAD/NAD(P)-binding domain-containing protein
Exons: 2
Coding region: 122-2002 (626 amino acids)
Molecular function (GO): N,N-dimethylaniline monooxygenase activity; flavin adenine dinucleotide binding; NADP binding
Source: RefSeq, a predicted model, not a curated record
AGAAGACUUAGCGAUAACGAGACAGCUUACAUCAGGGCUUUAAAGUCGCCAUGCGGAGAAAACUUUGUGUAGUGAGAGAGUAUCAUUACAGAAGAGGCGAAGAACACAUCCCGCAGAUUACAUGAUGGCGCCAAGCCCUGUCUUACCCAACUCGGUCAAGCCAACCCCUGCUGGGUCGGAAUCAACACCAUCGCGACGCGUAGCACAGCUUACGGAACACCUCGUGCCAUCAGGAAGCAUUGAACAGGCUGGAGAUCAGACUGCCACGCCAACCCCAUAUCCAUCUUCAGAGUUGAAGUUGGAUCCGACCCGCUGCAUCGAUCAUAUAAGAAAGGUCAGGGUCGCAGUCAUCGGUGCCGGCAUAUCUGGUAUCAACGCUGGCAUCCUUUUGCCUGCCAAAGUACCCGGCAUUGAAUUGACCAUUUUCGAGAAAAACAACGAUGUCAGCGGCACGUGGCUUGAAAAUGUAUAUCCCGGCGUGCGAUGUGACAUUCCCGCCCAUGUAUACCAAGCGACAUACUCACCCAAUACUCAGUGGUCUGAAAUCUUUGCACGAGGUGCCGAGAUUCGCGACUAUUGGCAGGCACAGGCUAGAAAACACGACGUCUACAAGUACGUCAAGCUUCAGCAUCGCGUUGACGAAGCAGAAUGGGAUGAUACGCAUUCCAAUUGGCGGGUGAUAGUACACAAUCUCAAAGAUGGGACCACAGCAGCGCACAGUUUUGAUUUCGUCAUCACCGCCAUUGGCCGAUUUAACCAGUGGAAGUUGCCCAAUUAUCCGGGCCUGAACGACUACCAAGGCCAUUUGAGGCACACAUCGAACUGGGAUGUCUCCUUUGAUCCGACAGAUAAGAAAGUCGCUGUCAUCGGAAAUGGAGCAAGUGGUAUACAGGUCGUGCCGAAUCUGCAGCCCGUUGCAAAACACGUCACUCACUUCGUUCGCAACCCAACGUGGAUCGCAACAUCGUGGGCAGGCGACGAGCGAACUUUCGAACCUCAGCCAUACACCGAGGAGCAGCGCAAAGCUUUGGAAGAUCCCGAGACAUAUUUAGCCUUCCGGAAAGAUAUGGAAGAUAGAUACUGGAGACGAUUUCGAGCCAUGAUCCGUGGGACAACUGAGAACCAAGGCAUGCGGGAGCAAUUCAUUGAAGUUAUGAAAAAGCGGGUAGCGAAGAAGCCCGAAUUGCUUGACGGAUUAAUACCAGAUUUCGCACCCCACUGUAGGCGACUCACACCAGGCCCUGGCUACUUGGAGUCUCUCACCGAAGACAAUGUGGAGCUUGUCAAGACAUCCAUCAAGCGUUUCACAUCUGGAGGUAUCGAAACGGUCGAUGGCAGGACAUUCGAUUUUGACGCGAUAUUCUGCGCGACCGGUGCCAACACCGACCUCGUUCCACCAUUCUCGAUCAAGGCGCGAGGGAUAGAUCUACAUGAAGCCUGGAAGCCUGGAGGUAAAUGGGGAUUCCCAUAUACAUAUUUUGGUCUGGCUGCGCCUGGUUUCCCCAAUUUAUUCUUCCUAGCUGGACCGCACGCUACUGGUCCUUCGGGUACAGUACCGCAUGGCGUGGAGACUUCGCUCGCAUACUUCGCGCAAGUUUUUCGCAAGGUUUCUUCGCAAGGUUACAAGUCUAUAGUGCCAUCUAAGGAGGCGACAGACGACUUUGUCGACUAUAGUGAUGCUUUCUUCCCAACUACAGUCUUGACUGAUAACUGCUCGUCUUGGAAUAACGGUGGAGUUCCUGGACAGCGCAUCCAUGGCUUGUGGCCUGGUUCAGCUGCGCAUUUCACCAUUGCCAGACGAGAGCCACGUUGGGAAGACUUCGAGUUCGAACGUGAACAUAAGGGCAAUCGCUUUGCCUACUUUGGCAAUGGUUACACUGAAGCAGAGCUAGAUGAUUCGACUGACUUGACCUCAUAUCUUAGGGCUCCUGGCCAAGAAGUAGAUCUUAGAGAUUUGCAUGAACGCUGGUGGGAUGUUCCAGGUGCAGAAAAGAAGCCAUAGAUACUCGUCCC